CUGGUGUUUCUGUCUUGUCUUUGUCGGGUCAUUGUUUAUUGUCACCCAGUGUUGCAGUUUGUUCUCGUGUCUCCAGCCUUACUCACCGUGUCUCCCUGUUACCCUGCUCAGUUUUGGAUUCUGGUUUUCACCCUUUUGGAUUUCUGUUGGACAGCCUUUGUUUUUGGACUCAGUCAAUCAGCCACUCUGUUUGUAAGUGUUCUCGAGAGGAUAAGCGCCUUGACGAGGCUGCUCCGCUGUUAGGGCUGAUGUCAGCCACUCACGUGGUGGUCCUGCUGGGCCUCCUUCACAUGAAGAGACUACAGUGGUUGUUCAUACCGUCCUAGUGCGCUCGGCUCAGUUGCUGAGCUUGGCCAGGCGGGUGCUGCUCUGGGCGCUUGCUCUCCAUCAGAGGGGAUUACAUUCCUGGCAUGCUGAACAUCAUGUUGCGUCCGUCGCCAGGAGCCUUCAGUCCGACCUGAUCGCUUGGAUCUGGAGCAGAGGCAAGGCAGAGGUGGAUCUGUUCGCUGCACAAGAGAACACUCAGUGCACUCUGAGGUUGUCACUGAGACCACGAGACGCUCCCCUUGCUGGUGGUUGAACUCUUUUGUGUAACCUCUGUUCCUCUAUCGGCAGCUAUAUGCCUUCCCCCUAAUCUGGAUGAUCCCCCGGGUCUUGGACUGUGUGCAGGGAGCGGGCAUGUCAGCGAUCCUGAUUGCCCUUGGUGUCUUAGUUCCCAGUUCAGUGUUUUUACUUCUGAGUCCUGUUUUCUUAGCUUCAGUCUGUGUUCCUUGUUGGUGUUUAUUUGUGAUCUGUUUGCUUGUGUCUGUCCCCCCCAGUAAUUCCUCUGCUUGCUUGUCUGCUAAAUACUUUGAAUUCCAGUUAAUGUAUGGUCUUGUGUUUUGCAUCUGUGAGUGUCUCUCUGUUCCCCACUGCUGUCUCUCUGCCUGCCUCGUUUAGCCCUGAUCCCGGUCACCUGUGUUGCUCCCGCCCUGCUUGUUAGUCCCUGUGUUUAAAUGUUUGGUGUUUCUGUUCAUUGCCUGUCCGGUCAUUGUAGUGUGUAGUAUUCAUACACUCCGUUGUGUCGUGAUGAGUGUUCUGCCUUAUUUUGGAGCUUCCUGUUGUGUUUUUGGAUUAAACCCUGUGCACCUUCAGUCUACUCUCCAGUGUCUUGCGUUUGGGUUCAUGUCUCCUCUGCACUCACCCACGGAAUCAUGACACAACUGUCUUGGAUACAUCAUUGCAGAGGGUCAGGUCAAGAUGGACCCGGAGAAGUUGAGCGCCGUGCUGCAGUGGCCCAGGCCAGAGAACCGAAAGCAGCUAAAGAACCGGUGGAUGUCCUGGUCAAGGAGGUGUUCCUCACUCACAGCCUGCCCACUGACAUCGUCUCUGACCGUGGGUCCUAGUUCACCUCUGCGGUUUGGCGAGCCUUCUGCCUUGCCAUCGGUGCUACUGUCAGAAAGGGCCAAUCAGAAGAUGGAGUCGGGUCUUUGCUGUCUGGUCUCCACUAACCCCACUACCUGGUCCUCCCAACUCCCCUGGGUGGAGUAUACCCACAACACACUGCCAACCUCUGCCACAGGUCUGUCCCCCUUCCAGUGUUUAUAUGGCUAUCAACCCCCCUUGUUUCCUGCCCAGGAGAGAGACGUUUCAGUGCCCUCUGUUCAAGCUCACAUCCGCCGGUGUCACCGGACCUGGCACCUUGCCAUGAAAAUUCGCCCUGUUCCCCUGGAUCACCUGUCCCCCCUGCCAGCCUGCACAGUCGUCAGGAGAAAUCUCCGCCUCGCCUGCCAGCUCCCACAGCUUCUCCCUCCCCUACAGAACCCGGACCUUGCCAUGAUCCCCUCAGCUUACUCAUUCUCUCUGUCGUUCUCUAAUAAACCUCUUUUAUCCACCUCCAGUCAGCUCUUGGGUUCAGUUACGAGACCUGACAGACAGUUUGAGUGUACAAGAAGUCAUUGCUAAAAUUGACCAACUAAAGCAAGCUGCUGAGAGCCUCCAAGACAUCACUUCAAUAAUAAACCAGCUAUCUGAGCUUGCAAAGUCCAAAACCACAACAGUAAUGCCAGAUGCCUGUCUGCAGCCUUUAAAGGACGCCUUUACCUCUCUAAUUUGUAAAGGUAUGUGUAAGUUAUGUAACAGUAGGUACAGUACAUGUUAAUUUCCUUUUAUAUUGAUGUAAUAUCAUUUUCUGCUAUUUAUUUU
This is a messenger RNA of Micropterus dolomieu (smallmouth bass), 2184 nucleotides long. RefSeq lists its product as uncharacterized. Gene Ontology annotation, molecular function: nucleic acid binding. The coding region runs from base 1240 to 1944 and encodes 234 amino acids. NCBI's taxonomy places the organism in Eukaryota, Metazoa, Chordata, Actinopteri, Centrarchiformes, Centrarchidae. The record is from RefSeq and is a predicted model, not a curated record. The transcript has 2 exons.